Messenger RNA from Syngnathus acus (greater pipefish), 2334 nucleotides. It is a transcript of the gene gsc, whose product is annotated as goosecoid. Bases 1292 to 2023 code for a protein of 243 amino acids. The record is from RefSeq and is a predicted model, not a curated record. Gene Ontology annotation, molecular function: DNA-binding transcription factor activity, RNA polymerase II-specific; RNA polymerase II cis-regulatory region sequence-specific DNA binding. Gene Ontology annotation, biological process: regulation of transcription by RNA polymerase II. Lineage: Eukaryota; Metazoa; Chordata; Actinopteri; Syngnathiformes; Syngnathidae. The transcript is spliced from 3 exons. Gene Ontology annotation, cellular component: nucleus.
GAUCUGACCACAUGCCUGUAGUGUUUGUUUAGACCUCGUCAUAGAGAACUGAGAAUCCACGUUCCUGCGCGCACACAAACUACAGUAUAUAUUGAAUAGGCCAAAUAAGAUCCGUCUUUGCUCCAAUUGAAUAGAGGCGAUGGUUUUGGAGUUGUGUCGAAGCAGUUUUUUUCCACCAUACGGCCAGACACUUUUUUCUCCGUGGGGCGACCAACAAACAUCCCAAUUCGGGGACUGUUUGAAUCCUCACAUUGUCUGCCAACGCGUAGUGUGUUAAGAGCGCGUAAGACAGAAGUGAGAAUCCACGUUCCUACGUACACAAGCAACACUCCAUUUAUGUUGAUUGGGGAGCUGUCUUUAUUUCAACUGAAUAGAGGCGAUAAUGAGCAGAAAUGUUGUGCUUUGUUGACCUGCGUAGUAGAUGAGCUGCCUGCUGUUAGGAGGAAAUGCUCUGAUAGGCUCCCUGCAGAGAAGGGGGAGGAGGGCGGGAAGAUACCUACCUUCUCAUAGAGCUGACCAUGAAAAGAAGCAAAUAGGUUGCUUUAUCUUGUAGCCGAGGGGUCGCCUAAUUCUUUGAAAUCUAUGGAUUUUUGAUGAACACAUAAAGGCUACUGUUUACCUGACCGAGCAUGACCAGGAACUACUACGUAUCUCCCCGCCCCCAGAAUUGCUAUAGUGGAAUCAAAACGAAAACAUGGAGUCUAAUUAGAGUUUUGACAAAAACAUUUUUGACAAUAUUGCUGAGGACAUCUCGUCGAAUAACCACAGUUUCUUCUAAAAACAUUGACUCGCAUAUCAAAUGGAGUCAAUUCCAAUGAAUGUAGAGAGGUCCUGAAUCUUUCUAAAAGCAACAUGAUUUCCAUUUUCGAUUGCGUUCCAGUAUAAUUGUCUUCCAGGAGAAAUGACGCAAUACGUGUUUACAAUUGCGCUUUGCAAAAAUAUGCAAAGCACGGGGAUAAUUAUUAAUUCAAUGACUUGUCAAUACACAGACGGUUCCCACUCCACAGCUUGUGGCGCUAAUUCGUGACGUCACUACGAUAUAAACUCUGCUGCCCUUCUCACCGGCCCCAUUCAAAACAACAGUCUGCUUUCUUUCGAUCACGGUGCCUCGCGAAUGCAAGCAGAAGAGUUGCUUCCAGAGUCACAAUGGCGCACUUUUAGUUGGUUUUUGGGUUUUUUUCUGUUUGGUUUGGUUUUUUUUUUUUUCCAGCCUGGUGCCUACUAUUUGACUUUUCGUUCCCCUCUCCUUCAGUAGCAGCAGCAGCAACCCCUGCCCUGCUCGGCCGGAGCGAUGCCCGCCGGGAUGUUCAGCAUCGACAGUAUACUGUCCGGACGACCGAGCUGCAAGGAGCCGCUGCUUCUCCACCGGGGCGGUCCGGUCGUGUUGCCUGGGGGGCUGAGCGACUCUGUUUAUUCAGACUACAACGGAUUGUACACCGCCGCGUGUGGCCUCCCAGGCCCCGGAGUUCCGUCUGUGAACGGAACCAGAGUCGGAUAUAACGGCUAUUACUACGGACAGCUACAAGUUCAAGGCACCGGAGGACUCCCUUGUUGUGGUGCCGCCGCCGCCGCCGUGCACAGCCUCAGCCCACAGCAAUGCCCUUGCAUCACGCCAGGCUAUGACAGUCCGGGUUCGGUGUUGGUCUCCUCCGUGCCGCAUCAUAUGAUGUCCUACGUGAAUAUGGGCAACUUUUCGCGGAGUGAGCUGCAACUCCUCAACCAGCUGCACUGCCGCAGGAAGCGACGGCACCGAACCAUCUUCACCGACGAGCAGCUGGAGGCUCUGGAGGGCCUCUUCCAAGAGACCAAGUACCCCGACGUUGGCACCCGGGAACAACUCGCUCGUAAGGUUCACCUACGGGAGGAGAAGGUCGAGGUUUGGUUCAAAAACAGACGGGCCAAAUGGAGGCGGCAAAAAAGGUCGUCAUCGGAGGAAUCGGAGAAUACUCCGAAAUGGAACAAAACAAAAAAAACGUCCGCGGAGAAAACUGAGGAGAGCAAAAGUGAAGUGGACUCGGACUGAGUUAAACGAUCGAAACGCGUGCACGUUUGCUUGGAUCAGUGGUGAAUGACUUGUGUUGCACAGGUGUACAUAUAUCCUAGUUGCAUUGUCUAUUUAUAUCUAAUUUAAUUUGAAUGUUAAGAGAAUCAAGACACUUGAGUUGAUGUCACUCACCGUGCCACACGCGACACCUUUGUAUUCAUGUUGUAAUAUGACGUAUACCUGUCAGUUGCCAACGUAGCGAGAAUGGAAAUGUGGAGUUGUGUUAAUGCGCUGCGAACAGCUUUACAAUGUGGAUUAUGCGGAAUAGAAUAUUUAUUUAAAAAAGAAAA